GACAUUUCUGUCAUUGGUCACUGUAAAAUUUCCUAGUAAUUGCGAUCCAUAAAUAUUUAAAUUUAUUUUGUUUGCUUCACAGUUCACUUGAAAAAGUGUAGUGUAAGUUGUAGUUGCUAUUUCCGAAGCUGUUCCGAAGCCUCUGCUGCAUUCAGCUCACCUCCGCUUCGAACUUCAUUGAUCUUGCAUCUUGUUUGUAAAAGUAAAAGCAUUGCAUAAUGCCGGCUCGAGCGGUCUGCGUAUUGAACGGCGACGUAAGCGGCACGGUGUUUUUCGACCAGAAGGAUGAGAAGUCUCCAGUGGUCCUGUCAGGAGAGGUCAAAGGUCUCACCAAGGGCAAACAUGGCUUCCACGUGCACGAAUUUGGGGACAAUACAAACGGCUGCACAUCUGCAGGGGCACAUUUCAACCCCCAGAAGCAGGAUCAUGGUGCCCCUGAUGCGGCCAUCCGUCAUGUUGGUGAUCUAGGCAACAUUGAGGCUACCAGUGAUAAUGGAGUUAUUAAGGUAUGCAUCCAGGACUCUCAGAUAUCCCUGUGUGGGCCCAACAGCAUCAUCGGCCGUACAUUGGUCGUCCACGCAGACCCUGAUGACCUUGGCAUCGGCGGCCAUGAGCUCAGCAAGACCACGGGAAACGCUGGAGCGCGCAUCGCUUGUGGAGUCAUUGGAUUGGCCAAGUCUUAGAUUGCCAAUGUUGGCCCCAAUGUUUGCUAUCUCUAUGUUCAACAGUAACAUAUAACUGAGAUGUUAUAGUUCAUUACUAUUAAGAAAAUGUUGCUUAUUUGUUGUACACAAUUUCUAAACUAAAAUGACAAAUUCAAUAAUGUCAGUUCUAUCAAUUUAUUUUAAAGAUGGUGUUCAACUAAUAAUAGUUUACAUAUAUUUAAUGUGUGCAAGUUGCAUUAAUCACUAUUUUUAACAUGAAUGACCUAUAAAAAAUAAAUCUACUUUCUAUGGAAAGAAAAAUUUAAUCCCAAAAAAAAUAUAGAAUCAAAGUAUACUCAAAUCUUUAUCUAGAAAAGUGUUAAAUCUGUUAUAUAUAAUAUUAUGUUACUGUUGAACAAUUGGUAUGUUAGCUGUCCCUUUUAAAUUACUUGUAUGUAAAAGAGAUAGCUUAUAGAUAUCACAAACAUAUUAUUAUAGCUUUACAUUGUAUGAUGCAUACUGAGUGAAUUUUCCAUCAUAGGCAAUGGCAUAAUAAAAGCAUUCAAUGAAUAUAGUAUCUACUUUUUGUAUCAUUUAUAUUACUUAUACUUUAAUAUAUUGUGUGUAAAAUCAUAAGUUUGGUUUUUCAAGGGUCUUAACCAUUAUUGAUGUACUAUGAGUAUGUGUAUUUAUCAUAAUAAUGACUCAAUAAGUUAAUGCAAAAAAAGAUUAAAAUAAGUAAAUUAUAUUUAAAUCACCAUUUUCUUCAAGUGCCUAUGUUUAGCAUUCCCAGUGUAUUUCAAAGAGAAAAUUAUGUUAUCUUGUUUUUUAUAUUGUAAGUACUUGGUUCAGGGCAUAGUGGUAUUGUAAAGUAUCAUAUUGGCUACUGGUUUUUUUCAAUAAACACUUAAAGUUUA
Messenger RNA from Maniola jurtina (meadow brown), 1561 nucleotides. It is a transcript of the gene Sod1, whose product is annotated as superoxide dismutase [Cu-Zn]. Gene Ontology annotation, biological process: removal of superoxide radicals. NCBI's taxonomy places the organism in Eukaryota, Metazoa, Arthropoda, Insecta, Lepidoptera, Nymphalidae. Gene Ontology annotation, molecular function: copper ion binding; superoxide dismutase activity. The coding region runs from base 219 to 683 and encodes 154 amino acids. The record is from RefSeq and is a predicted model, not a curated record. The transcript has 4 exons.